This is a messenger RNA of Talaromyces proteolyticus, 1638 nucleotides long. RefSeq lists its product as uncharacterized. Gene Ontology annotation, molecular function: protein binding. The record is from RefSeq and is a predicted model, not a curated record. Bases 1 to 1638 code for a protein of 545 amino acids. Lineage: Eukaryota; Fungi; Ascomycota; Eurotiomycetes; Eurotiales; Trichocomaceae. The transcript has 8 exons.
AUGCGGCUAGACGCAUUCCUCAGGAUGGUGUCCUGUACCCAAGGCGACAUUUGUUACAUCAUCGGGGCGAAGACUGGCUUGGUGAACGACUCGCUCUACUUUAUCGGUGGCAACUACAGUGUCGUUUCUCUCGACGGCCAAACCAUCUCACCUAGUACAACAUUGUAUUCGCUGGAUGUCAAUAAUCAAUUUCCCGUGGAGAGAUCUAUUCCCCAAUCGCUUCUCACUGAUACCACUAUUGCGUCGCAAAUCACAGCCGCCUACAAUAGCUCGCUGAUCGGAAGUAAUGGCGACGCCGCUGGAGCCCUCUGGCAUACAAAUGACACCAUCUAUAUUUUUGGCGGCGGUUUUGAAACCCCCACGAACAGUGUAUCAUCAUACAAUGUCCGAACUAGCGAGUGGAAAGAAGUAGAGGUAAAAGGCGGUAGCUUUAAUUUUGGUAACCGAAGCUCUGCGCAGUACGUCAGUGUCCCAGAAAGGAAUCUUGGCUUUGUUGGAAUGAUUCGAUUUGAUGCGUCAGAUCCAAAUAAUCUCUCUUGGACAAAUGAGACGCUGGGAAACGGUUCAUACGGUGCAGACGUUCCGAAUUUAGAUUCUGGCACCAUGGUGUAUGUUCCUGCAGGAAAGGAGGGGAUGCUCAUUAGCUUUGGAGGAUCGAAUGUUGCUGAAGGAAUUAACCCUGCUUGGGGCUGGCCGUACGACUCGGAUUGGUAUACGAUUUACGUCUACGACAUUGCGUCACAUACAUGGUGGCAGCAACUAGCAUCAGGUAAUGCGCCGAGCCAUACAGGUUCCUUUUGCGCGGCUGUCACGACAUCACCGGAUAACGAUGCCUUUCACAUAACGACAUAUGGAGGAUGGAGCUUAAAUAAUGGGCGGUCGUAUGAGGAUGUACAUAUUCUGAGUCUUCCAUCAUUUACCUGGAUCAAUGCUACACUUCUAUCCAACAAAAGCAAUAAAGAAGAACAGGUCAACUCGACGAUUGGUCGAGACAGCAUCACUGGAGGUUGUCAAACAUACAGAGGCGCGCAAAUGAUUGUUCUCGGCGGCGAUAUCCGUGCUGGUGCUUAUCGACUUACCAAUGGGGCAUGCAACGAUGUAUUCUCACCAGUUCGAGUGCUGGAUCUUUCCACGUACGUGUGGCAAACCGAGCUCAACAAUAGUGCCAGCUACGAGGUUCCGGCUGUCAUUUAUAACGCAAUUGGCGGAGGAGCAACCGGUGGCGCAACGUCCACAGCUCCGGCCGCUGGCUUCGCAGACCCAACUCUGGCCUCUUUGAUUCAAUUGCGCGUCACCUCGGCCACGAGUACUUCUAUCCCAACAUCCUCAGUUCCUACUCCUACUCCUACUCCUACUCUUAAUCCAUCAGGGGUAGCGUCUGAAAGCCACUCCAGCUCUGUGAAUGCUGGCGCUAUUGUGGGAGGUGUUGUGGGUGGCGUAAUAGGGCUGGGACUAGUUGCGGCUUUUGUAUGGUUUCUAUUUAAGCGAAAUCAUAGCCAAGAGGAGAGUCCGGAGAUCGAACAAAAGAAUGCAGCGAAAGUAUUCCCGAGCAUACCGCAAGAGAUGGAAACGCGCCUGCCACAAAAACCGGAGGCAGAUAGUGGUCCGAUUUUCGAGAUGCCCGAGACAACGAAGUAG